Xyrichtys novacula (pearly razorfish) is the source of this 1080-nucleotide messenger RNA. NCBI's taxonomy places the organism in Eukaryota, Metazoa, Chordata, Actinopteri, Labriformes, Labridae. The record is from the annotation of a GenBank genome assembly.
AUGAACUGCACUCCUAAUGCCACCAUCGAUCCACAGCUGGGACUUGCCUUAGGCCCAGAGGAAGAAGAUGCUGGAUCCGAGGAAAGUGGUGGUGGCGGUGGUGGCGGAAGCAGUGGGGGCCUUUGGGUGACCUCCCUGCUCGGCGUUACUCUCAUGAUCAUGUGCGCCUUGGGUGUGGCAGGCAACAUUUACACUCUCAUUAUCACUCGAUCUGCUGCUUUGCGCCGCACCGGUUCCAUGUACGUCUACAUCAUCAAUCUGGCUCUGGCUGACCUGCUCUACCUCUCCACCAUCCCCUUUGUGGUCUGCACGUACUUCGCCCAUGACUGGCUGUUUGGCGAGGCUGGCUGUCGCAUCCUCCUGAGUCUGGACCUUCUCACCAUGCAUGCCAGUGUCUUCAUCCUGGUCGCCAUGAGCCUUGAGCGCUACCGUGCUGUGGCUAAGCCCUUCAGUGCUCACAGGUCCUCAUCCCGCAAUCGCAAGAUAGUCGCAGGGGUCAUCUGGGGGUUAGCUUUCAUGCUAACACUUCCCAUGAUGGUGAUGAUACGUCUCAAGGAGGGCAAACCGACUGCAUCAGGUUUGGUGAAAAGGAUCUGCUUCCCUACCUGGACUCCUGAACCCUUCAAGGCAUACAUCACCCUCCUGUUUUUGACAAGUGUUUUAGUACCUGGACUGGUGAUCGUUGGGCUGUAUAUGGGGCUAGCUAGGCGAUACUGGGCUGCACAAGCUAGCCUAGGAGGGAGCAGCCGCUCCUCCAGGAGGAGAGGACUCAAACAGAAAGUCGUAUCAAUGAUCUUUAGCAUUGUUGUUGCUUACUGGGCUUGUUUUUUACCUUUCUGGGGAUGGCAGCUAGCCAAACUGUUCUCCCCAGAAUCCCUCAGAUCGCUUUCUUCAGCUGCUCAUAAUUAUGUGAAUUUCUUUGUUACAUGUCUGACCUAUGGGAACAGCUGCAUCAACCCAUUUCUUUACACACUACUUACCAGGAACUACAAAGAUUACUUGGCCCAGAAAGGUCAGUCUGUCAGUUCAAGCAGGGCUGACCCCGGGUCAGCUGUGACUACACCACUGCAUGACCUUUAG